This is a messenger RNA of Didymodactylos carnosus, 1107 nucleotides long. NCBI's taxonomy places the organism in Eukaryota, Metazoa, Rotifera, Eurotatoria, Philodinida, Philodinidae. The record is from the annotation of a GenBank genome assembly.
UCUACGAUUUGGAGACAUUUUAAGAACAGAGACAUCCUUAAAAUGUAUGCAAAUCGUAGAAGACUAAUUCACUCUAGAAUAUUUGUCUACAGUUAUGAGCAGUUACAGUUUUGACAGUUACAGUUAUAACAGUUACACAGUUAUGACAGUUACAGUUAACUGGUAAAAAACUGUAACUGGUGCAUACCUAAUUACUACUAAUGUUCUUGACUUCUCAUCUAAUCACUUGCAUGUCGUGUUCUUAUAGAAAUAAUCUCAAGCGCUCUAUAUAAUAUUUGUUUUGUCUUUCUCUUUUAGAUAACCGUCUCCAUCGUUCUUUUAUAUUGUUUACGAUGCUUGAAUAUCGUUAAUUUUCCAAAGUUAUCUUUAAGUGUUGCAGAAAAAGUUAUGCCAUUACCAUUGGUAUUUUUUGGUAAUCUAUUAUUUGGACUUGGUAGUACACAAGCAGUUAGUUUACCCAUGUUUACCGUAUUACGUCGUUUUUCAAUAUGGCUAACAAUGAUGGGAGAACAAAUAUUUUUGAAUGAUAAGCCCAAUGUUAAAGUUCAGUGUAGUGUAUAUUUAAUGUUACUAGGAGCCGGUAUCGCUGCUAGUGAUGAUAUAGCGUUUAAUUUUCACGGUUAUGGUUUGUUGUUGUUAAAUAAUAUAUGCACAGCGUGUAAUGGAAUUGUUAUGAAGCGUAAAUUAUCAUCAAAAGAAUUUAAUCACAAUGGACUAUUAUUUUAUAAUUCAUUAUUUAUAUUAUUUCCAGCAAUAACACUAGCUUACAUGACAGACGAUUUUGAUAAACUUCGUUCAUUUGACAAAUAUUUUGAUACUGGUUUUAUGUUUGCAUUUUUUUUCUCGUCCAUAAUGGGUUUUAUUUUAAACUAUUCAACAUUAUUAUGUACAAAUUAUAAUUCACCAUUAACGACGACGGUUGUUGGUGCGCUUAAAAACAUGGCAGUGACCUAUGUUGGAAUGUUUGUUGGUGGAGAUUAUAUAUAUUCAACCGUCAAUUUUAUUGGACUCAAUGUCAGUGUUUUUGGCAGUAUUGUUUAUUCAUGGGUAACAUUUACUCGAAAAGUGAUACCAUCACCUUCGAUUAGAAAAGGUAGUAUUGUAUAA